GUUUUCAUGCCAAUGCGGUGCCUUAUGAUUACUCAUUUACAGACGAGGCAAUGUUUGGCAACACCUCUAAGGUCUCAAUAUGAUGGAGGAAUAGUUGUGAACCCCGAAUUCAAUGAGGGUUUGAAGGGUUGGACACAAUUUGGAGAUAUAAAUAUAGAGCAUCAACAAUCUGAUGAUGGCAACAAAUACAUUGUUGCUUCUAAAAGAAAUCAAUCUUUUCAUAGUUUACCACAAAUUUUUAAUUUGGAGAACGAAAAACUAUACACUUUCUCGGCUUGGUUACAAGUAAGCAAUGCAGAAGCCGAUAUAGCAGCAGUUUUCAAGAGCAACACGAGUUAUGUGAUAGCUGGUUGGGUCACGGCUAAAAAAGGUUGUUGGUCCUUUUUGAAGGGUGGCUUAACCGUCAAUGAAUCCGGCCCAGCCCAACUUUAUUUUGAGAGCCAAAAUUCAGAAGUUGAUAUUUGGGCGGACAGCAUUUCGUUGCAGCCAUUUACUCAAGAAGAGUGGAUAUCUCACCAACGAGAUAGCUUGGAAAAGGCACGCAAAGGGAGGGUAAAAUUGCAGGCACUGGACCAGCACGGCCGACCCGUCCCCAACGCCACCGUGUCCAUCAAGCAGGCCCGCGGCGGAUUCCCUCUCGGCGUCGCCAUCAACAACAACUUCCUCAACAACGCCCCCUACCAAACCUGGUUCUUCUCCCGCUUCAAACACGCCGUCUUCGAGAACGAGCUCAAGUGGGUCUCCAACGAGCCUUCCCGGGGCUCCGAGGACUACUCCACCUCCGACGCCCUGGUCCGCCUUCUCCAGUCCCGCGGCGUCGCCAUCCGCGGCCACAACGUGCUCUGGGCCGACGCAAAGUUCCAACCGGGCUGGGUCGGCGGUCUUUCUCCGGCCGAUCUCCGGUCCGCCGCCAUGAAGAGGGUAAACUCGGUGGUGGGCCGGUACAAGGGGCAGCUCAUCCACUGGGACGUGAUGAACGAGAAUCUGCACUUCAAUUUCUUCGAGACCAAGUUGGGGAAUCAGGCUUCGAGACAGUUCUAUUCGAUGGCGAACAAGAUCGACGGCCGUGCGACGCCGUUUCUGAACGAAUACAAUACGAUUGAGGACGCGCGUGAUGGGGCUUCGUCGCCGGCCAAGUAUUUGGGGAAGAUUAGGGAAUUUAGGGCCCAGGGUUAUAAUGGUCCUUUGGGUAUUGGGGUGCAGGGCCAUUUUUCGAUUCCCAAUUUGCCCUUUACAAGGUCUGCCAUUGAUGCGCUCGCGUCCGCUAGGCUCCCCAUUUGGGUUACCGAGUUGGACGUUACGUCUGGGCCCAACCAGGCAUCAUACUUGGAUCAAGUUCUGCAUGAGAUUCAUUCACACCCGGCCGUGCAAGGCAUAAUACUCUGGGUUGCCCGGAGUCAACAGGGAUGCUACACAAUGUGUCUCACGGACGGUAAUUUUAAAAAUUUAGCCACUGGUGAUGUGGUUGACAGGUUCAGAGGGCAGUUGGCAGAGAAUGAUCAUUACCCCGGAACUACUGAUUCUGACGGAUUUUACGAGGACUCGUUUUAUCAUGGCGAAUAUGAAGUGACAAUCAGCCACCCGAGUGACGGACGACUUUCCAAUUCCCAUCAGAUUAAUGUUGUGCCGCAAAGCGAAACUGGAGGCGUUCGUCGUAUCACGAUAAACGUUUGA
Striga asiatica is the source of this 1674-nucleotide messenger RNA. Lineage: Eukaryota; Viridiplantae; Streptophyta; Magnoliopsida; Lamiales; Orobanchaceae. The record is from the annotation of a GenBank genome assembly.